AUGCUCAAGCCACAAGGCGUACCUGUUCGCCAGUGGGUUGCAGUCGCGGACUCAACAUCGAGCAAAUGGAAUCAAGGAGCAAUAGCGAUCAGGUCCGCCAGACACUUUUCUUCAUCGUCAACCAGACCAUCUGAGAAUGAUGGAGACUCAAAAGCAAAGCAAAACCGUCUAAGCUCCCUUCACGAGAUCGCCAAAAAGCAAAUUGAUAAAGCUUUUUCUCAAUCUUCUUCCACCCCCCUCAUCCGCCGUGUAUCUGAUGACUCACAACCCCUUAUCCCUCCCCAUCAACGGCAACGGCAACAAUUACAGUCCCAGCAGCGUCGACCACUCGAUGCCCGCGCUCUUGGCUCCAGGCUUAAUAAAGCGGGCGGAAAGCCCACUAACAUCCUUCGGGCUCCUGCAACCCUGAGAAGGCCGGGGAAUAACCUCGGCGGAACUAGAGCCCCUAAGCGCCCCGCAACAGCCCGCCCGGCCCGCCGCAAGAAACUGGAUAAGUCGUCCAGAAGCGACGACGGUAGUGGGUGGUCUGGACAGCGCGAGAUGUCCAAGGAAGAACAGGAAGCGGAUGAAAAGGCUUUUCUUGAACAGUGGGAGCGCGACCGUCCCAAACCUGUCCGAUAUAACCCCCAAGGUUACAAUAUCGAUAACCUACAGCGGACUUGGCCCGCCUUGCCAAUGGGUGUGAUGGGCCCUAAGGAGGCCUUGCAUGAGCGCCUAGCGUGGAUGAGUGAGCGGUACCCCAACGGUUUCGAGUCGACGGAUCUUCUGGCCCAACGUAUUCAUCAAGGUAAAUGGACAUAUUUCUACAGCGAGGAAGAAAAAAAUGAGGCGGUGGAGCUGGCACGAAAAAUUGCGGCAGAGCGCGGCGGAUAA
Molecule: messenger RNA, 873 nt
Organism: Histoplasma mississippiense
Lineage: Eukaryota; Fungi; Ascomycota; Eurotiomycetes; Onygenales; Ajellomycetaceae
Exons: 2
Coding region: 1-873 (290 amino acids)
Source: RefSeq, a predicted model, not a curated record